This is a messenger RNA of Eruca vesicaria subsp. sativa (arugula), 2301 nucleotides long. Lineage: Eukaryota; Viridiplantae; Streptophyta; Magnoliopsida; Brassicales; Brassicaceae. The record is from the annotation of a GenBank genome assembly.
AUGGGAGCAGCAUCCUCUGAUGAAUCAACAGGCAAUGACCACCAUGUUGAGCUUCUUAGCACAAUGUUAAUGCGGAGCGGGAAAACUCCCAUACACAGAUACAAACAUGGAUUCUCAGGAUUUGCAACCCAUUUAUCAGAAGAUGAAGCACGCCUCAUGGCCGAGCAACCAGGAGUGGUCUCUGUCUUUCCUGAUCUGAUGUUACCUCUCCACACAACUCGUUCAUGGGACUUCUUGGUUCAAGAAAGUUACCAAAGAGACAGUACAUACUUCACUGAAAUAAACUCUCAACCAGAGCUAGACGGUGCAGUAGGAGACACUAUUAUAGGCUUCAUUGAUUCAGGAAUCUGGCCUGAGGCAGAGAGCUUUAACGACAAGCACAUGCGACCAGUACCAGAUAGAUGGAAAGGUACUUGCAUGAGAGGGAAGAAGACAGAACCUGAUGCUUUCCGUUGCAACAGGAAACUCAUAGGAGCAAGAUACUACAACUCAUCAUUCCUCUUAGACCCGGAUUAUGAAACACCACGAGACUUCUUGGGACAUGGAACACACGUGGCAUCAAUAGCAGCAGGGAGAAUAAUCUCUGACACAUCCUACUAUGGCCUAGCAGGAGGAAUCAUGAGAGGAGGAUCACCAACUUCAAGGAUAGCUAUGUACAGAGCAUGCUCACUCCUUGGCUGCCGUAGCUCCAGCAUCCUGGCUGCAUUUGAUGAUGCCAUAGCAGAUGGAGUUGAUGUUAUAUCGAUAUCUAUGGGAUUGUUUAUUGAUAACUUGCUUGAAGAUCCGCUUUCCAUAGGUUCAUUUCAUGCUGUGGAAAGAGGGAUCACUGUUGUUUCCUCUGCAGGUAAUCUUGGACCUUCGAGUCAAUCAGUGGUUAAUGCUGCUCCAUGGAUGAUCACUGUUGGUGCAAGUACUAUUGACCGUGGCUUUGAGUCUAACAUUAUUCUGGGAGGACUAGAUGACAUCAGAAUGAUCAAGGGUGCUGGAAUAAAUAUAGCCAAUAUUGAUAGAACUCAAUCUUACCCUAUUAUACAUGCAAGAUCAGCCAAGACGAUUGGUGCUAAUGAGGACUCUGCUAGGAACUGUGCGGGUAACACGAUGAACAGAACCAUAGUUGAAGGAAAGAUAGUAGUGUGUGACAAUGAUUAUGGUAACCAGGCGAUCCAAUGGAAGAGUGAAGAGGUUAAAUCACUUGGUGGUACUGGUGUGAUAGUUAUUGACGACAAGUCAAUGGAUCUGUCUUAUAUUGAUCCCUCCUUUCUAGUGACAAUAGUAAAACAAGUGGAGGGGCUAGAAAUCAUGUCCUACAUAAACUCAACAAGAGAACCGAUAGCAAUGUUCAUGCCAACAAGAUCAAGAACAGGACAUGAAUUAGCACCAUCCAUACCAUCUUUCUCAUCAAGAGGUCCUUACAUGCUUACCAAAAGCAUCCUCAAGCCUGAUAUUGUAGCUCCAGGGGUCAACAUACUAGCAUCUUGGGUAAUAGGUGACUUAAAUGCAGCACCACAAGGCAAGGAACCGCCACUUGUCAACAUUGAAUCAGGUACUUCAAUGUCAUGUCCUCAUGUCUCAGGGAUAGCCGCUCGUCUCAAAUCUGAAAACCCUUCAUGGAGUCCUGCAGCAAUAAGAUCUGCCAUCAUGACAACAGGUAAAAACUCAGUUAAAGAUUACAGAAUCAUCAUAACCCUUUGUAUUAACACUAUAUCUGUAUCUGCAGCCGUGCAAAUGACCAACACAGGAUCACAUAUAACUACAGAAACAGGAGACAAGGCCACACCUUAUGACUUUGGUGCUGGUCAGGUUACCAUAUUUGGACCUUCCUCACCUGGACUGGUUUAUGAAACCAGUCAAACAGACUACCUGAACUUCCUCUGCUAUAUCAGCUUCACUUCUGAUCAGAUCAGAAGGAUCUCAAACCGUAUACCACAAGGCUUUGCUUGUCCUGAACAAAGCAAUAAGGGAGACAUAUCUAACAUCAACUACCCAUCAAUCUCAGUUUCAAACUUCAAUGUAGAAGAAACCAGAAGGGUAACCAGAACAGUGACUAACGUAGGAUCACGCUUCACUGGAGAGGAAGAUACUGUAUACAAUGUAACCAUCGAUGCACCAAAAGGGUUACGAGUCAGAGUGAUACCAAGAAGUCUACACUUCAAGAAGAUAGGAGAUAAACUAAGCUACCAAGUGAUAUUUUCAUCUUCUACAUCUACACUUCAAGAAGAUGCGUUUGGUUCAAUCACAUGGUCCAAUGAAAUGUACAGAGUUAGGAGUCCGUUCGUUGUAACUAGCAAAGCUGAUAUAUAA